CUCUCUCUCUCUCUUUUACCAGUCGCCGGUGGUAGAUUCGGAUCUCUCUCCGACUUAUGGCGGCUUCCGCUUGCAUAAAUAAUAUCGGCUUCUCGCCGGACAACUUCUUGGACUACUCCUGCAUCUCAAUGCCUCACCAAGAUAACCUCUCAGAUCUACCAGAUCCAGACCUUGACUUUGAGUUCAGACUUGAAGAUCCGGUUAUCAUGCUUCCCGCCGACCAGCUCUUUUCUGACGGUAAACUCAUUCCGCUGCAACUACCCCACCAACCUGCCACCACAGUUCCUUCUAAGCCUCGUCGGAGAGUCUCUGUUGCUGAUCCUUUUUUGUACUCUCCCAAGGCGCCCAGGUGUUCCAGUAGAUGGAAGCAGCUUCUCAGUUUUAGGAAACUUUAUCAAAACAACAACAACAACAUUGCCAAACCGGAUGACAAUGCCAAUGGUGCCACCAAAUCUAUCAAACCAUUUCUUCAACGAGGCUCGAAAUCUCCAAACGAUAACCUUCCGUUGCUUAAGGAUACGGAUAACGAACCCGCCUCACGUCUCUCUCUUUCUUCAUCUUCUUCCAGUCACGAUCCGGACGAACUUCCUCGUGUCUCUCUUGAUUCCGAAAGGCCCGCGACAGGGAAGGUGGUGAAUCCUCCGAGGAUGAGAAUGGUGAAAGUAAGAACAGCGUCAUCGAAUGAUGGAAGAAGGUGUCCAGCGGAGGCGUCGCUCCGUAUUGACAGUCCUCGAAUGAAUUCAUCGGGGAAAAUCGUUUUCCAUAGUUUGGAGAGGAGUUCAAGCAGUCCGAGCAGUUUGAACGGAUUGAAACACAGGGGGAUGGAGAGAUCGUAUUCAGGUAAUGUCAGAGUGAAUCGAGUUCUAAACGUUCCGGUUUGUUCGGUGAGAAAGUCAGGAGGUGUAUUCGGGCUUCCGUUGUUCUCGUCACCUCAGGCUCAGAACCAGAAUCAGAAGCGGGAAGCUGGCAGCAACGGAGGAGGAAGCCGGAAGAGUAAAACGAGCUUGGGGUGAGGUUGGUAGUUAAUUUGUCAUUGUUGUUGCAUUUUGCUUGAAUGUAGAUAUGUCUGAAUCUGAAUUUGAAUCUAAAUCUGAUGUUAGUUUAAAGCUUGAUUUGGUAUGUAAAUUGAAUUCAUCCUGGCUGC
Messenger RNA from Cynara cardunculus var. scolymus (artichoke), 1144 nucleotides. RefSeq lists its product as uncharacterized. The record is from RefSeq and is a predicted model, not a curated record. Lineage: Eukaryota; Viridiplantae; Streptophyta; Magnoliopsida; Asterales; Asteraceae. The coding region runs from base 57 to 1013 and encodes 318 amino acids. The transcript has a single exon.